AUGGUCUUCAUCCUCGAUUGGUUCUACGACGUCCUUGCCUCGCUCGGGUUAUGGCAGAAGAACGCCAAGAUAUUAUUCCUCGGUUUGGAUAACGCCGGGAAAACGACGUUGAUGCACAUGCUGAAGGACGAGCGCUUAGCGCAGCACCAGCCGACGCAGUACCCGACGAGCGAGGAGCUGAGCAUUGGGCAGAUCAGGUUCAAGGCGUUUGAUUUGGGCGGACACGAAGUCGCCAGGCGGGUGUGGAAGGAUUACUACGCCAAGGUGGACGCGAUCGUGUUUCUCGUCGACGCGGUGGAUAAGGAGCGAUUCAUGGAGAGUAAGAAGGAGCUCGACUCUUUGCUCGGUGAUGACUCACUUGGGAGUGUGCCGUUUUUGAUUUUGGGGAACAAGAUUGACAUCCCGCACGCGGCGAGCGAGGAGGAGCUGAGACACUGCCUUGGGUUGACGAAUUACACCACGGGCAAGGGUAAGGUAAACUUGGAGAACACGAACAUGCGCCCGAUCGAGGUCUUCAUGUGCUCAGUGGUUCGACGCAUGGGAUACGCCGAAGGUUUCAGAUGGGUGUCGCAGUACAUUUAA
This is a messenger RNA of Ostreococcus tauri, 582 nucleotides long. Its product is annotated as Small GTPase superfamily, ARF/SAR type. Gene Ontology annotation, molecular function: GTP binding; GTPase activity. Gene Ontology annotation, biological process: intracellular protein transport; membrane organization; endoplasmic reticulum to Golgi vesicle-mediated transport. The transcript is spliced from 3 exons. The record is from RefSeq and is a predicted model, not a curated record. Bases 1 to 582 code for a protein of 193 amino acids. NCBI's taxonomy places the organism in Eukaryota, Viridiplantae, Chlorophyta, Mamiellophyceae, Mamiellales, Bathycoccaceae. Gene Ontology annotation, cellular component: COPII vesicle coat; endoplasmic reticulum exit site.